Molecule: messenger RNA, 1139 nt
Organism: Uloborus diversus
Lineage: Eukaryota; Metazoa; Arthropoda; Arachnida; Araneae; Uloboridae
Exons: 7
Coding region: 91-870 (259 amino acids)
Source: RefSeq, a predicted model, not a curated record
AAAAAUGAAAAGCAACAACAUGAAGCGUAAAAUUGUUCUUUAGAAGUUUUCUCCAAAGCUGAAAUGACUUCCUGUAUUUGAAUUUUAACUAUGACUUCAUUGGCUGAAGGUAGUGAGCCUGAUGCUUCAGCAGAAGAUGCUGCUCCUUGUAGCCUUGUUACUGGAGAAGAGAUGAUGCCAGAGGUUGUCAUCAGUGAUGAAGAGCAACAAGAAGAAGUAGAGAAUUGUCCGGAAGUACCUCCCAAAAUUUCUAAUGAAAGUAGACACUCUAUUGGGACUUUUUCGGUACCACAUAACAGCAGACUAGCUGGAGCCAGUGUAAGUCUUGGCACUGGAGGUGGUAGAAGUAAUAGGCCAAGUCAGAGUGAAAACACAUUAGCAAAAUCUCAAUCUGAAAUUCAAGUUAAUACUACAAAUUCUUUGUCAGUGAGUCAAACAAGUAAAAAUAGUCUGAUGACUUAUUCAAGUUCUGGUACUUUUUAUGAUCACUCGAAGAAAAGAGCAGAUAUACGAGUGCCACCAAAACCUGCGAAGCCUUCAAAUGGAAAAGAUGCUACGACUGAUUUUCGACAAAUGGAGCAAGGAUUGUUGCAGCUUCUUGAUGAUUUUCAUUCAGGAAAACUUGAAGCAUUUGGCAAAGGGCAAAAUUGUACUUUUGAAAAAAUGCAAAAUGUGAGAGAACAGCAAGAAAGACUUGCUAGACUUCAUUUUGACUUAAAUGCACAGCAAGAAAUUUGCGGACAACAUACAGAUGAAGGUAUACAAAUGGCAAAAGGAAACCUUUCAAAGCUCAUGGAAAAUUUACAGAAACUUAGUCUCUCAAUAGAACAAUUGCAGUCAGGGAGCCUUGGAGGUGAUGAUGAAAAAUAAUUUUGUUGUCUGUAACAAAAAAUACAGUACCUGUAUUUGUGCAAUUUUAGUCUUUCAUUUAAGAUUGUGUGUUUAAUUAUUCAAUUGUAUUUUCUGUUGUUUAUGCAUGCGUCUGGAAGAAACUUUCUGACAUUUGUGUAACAGAUUCAUUGUGAUAUUUUUAAAUUAAUAUUACUUGCUCAUUCAGCAAAAAAGUUAUCUUUAUGACACUAUAAAACUAAACUAAAGUAGUGGUUUUGAUCAACAAAAUAAUUGCAGAAAAUAUUCUU